Molecule: messenger RNA, 5701 nt
Organism: Pyrgilauda ruficollis (rufous-necked snowfinch)
Lineage: Eukaryota; Metazoa; Chordata; Aves; Passeriformes; Passeridae
Gene: TMEM45A
Product: transmembrane protein 45A
Exons: 6
Coding region: 143-970 (275 amino acids)
Source: RefSeq, a predicted model, not a curated record
CCUGUUUAUCACCACCUAACCCAGACACUGCGCUGAAUUCGGAGCUGACAGCUUCUUCAUGAGGUUUUUUGGGGUGGCGUCCCUGAAGCCUCUGACUAUUUAUCAUCACAGUGUGCCUAAAGGUAUUGCCUAGCAGAAAACCAUGGGCAAUUUCAAAGGGCAUGCCCUCCCUGGAAGCUUUUUCCUUCUUUUUGGCUUGUGGUGGUCAGUGAAGUAUCCACUGAAGUAUGCCUGUCGAAAAAACAAGAACGCUUGCUACCUUGGCUCCAGGGCAGGAUUCCAGCGCCUGGAGUUUGUUGAGGGCAUCAUCAAAGCUGUCUUUGCCCUCAUUGGGAUGGUGGCUGAGCAGUUUGUUCCUGAUGGACCUCAUCUGAAGCUGUACAACUACGAGAAGAAGCACUGGGAUCACCUGAUGAACUGGCAGCAUGCCACCAUGUACCUCUUCUAUGGCAUUUCAGGGCUGGUGGACAUCGUGGCUCACGGGACCAACGCACUGCCAGCGGCCAUGGACAGGAUGAUGCUUUCCUUAGCAGUCUUCAUUGAAGGUUUUCUCUUCUGCUACCAUCUUCAUGGGAGGGCCAUGCUGGAUGUUCAUGUUCAUCAGUUACUGCUAUUUGCUAUCUUUGGAGCUGCUGCCUGCAUAUUUUUGGAAGUUUUUUUCCGUGGCAGUAUUGUGCUAGAGAUGCUCCGUACAAGCCUCUGCAUAUUACAGGGCAGCUGGUUCUGGCAGAUUGGCUUUGUGCUUUAUCCUCCAAAUGGAAGCCCAGAGUGGAAUCAGACAGAUCACACUAACAUGAUGUUCCUGACCAUGUGCUAUUGCUGGCAUUAUGCUUUUGCUUUUCUUAUACUUGCAGUGAAUUACACAAUUGUCAGCUGGGCGGUUCGUUCGAAGGUUAAGCAGUCCCAGUCCAUGGAAAUGGGUUUACUGAAAACAUCUGAACGAGAUCAUGAGUCAGAAGAAGAAAUUUAGCAUGUCUUGACCAGUUUGCCCACUCCAACUAUUAGGCUAAUUGAUACCUCAUUUCUACAUUUUUUUGCCAUCUUAUUCAUUUUUUGACUAUGACUUGCUUUGCAAAUAUCAAUCCCCUAUGAUGUCUACAUCUACACAGUUGUUUUUUGGGGUUUUUUUGUGAAAGGUAAGCUUGAUAUUGAUUCAUGGUGGUUGCACUAGUACAUUGCUUAUCAUAUGCUUCACAGAAAAUCAGACUAGUAUUAGACAGACUUGAUGUGGAUGAGGUGGCACAAUGAAGUCUGUAUGUUUGCCUUAUUAAAAGCUAAGUGAAAUGUUUUUCAGCUGCUGCUGAACAUGAAGUUUCCAUAAUCAGGGUGUCUAAAUAUGUGUGUUGGUUGCCUUGCAAGUACCUGUGGAUAAAUAACUGUGCAGAUCUGGAUAACAGUAGAACAAGAUAAAGAAACCACAGUCUUGCAGCUGUUCUGUGUAACAGUUUUGUGUCUCUGCCUGUGGCUUUACGUUAAACAGGAAGAACUUCUCACUGUGAACCCACUGAGUGGUUCACUGAAGAGUGUGGAGUGUUCCCCCCCAGAGACACCACCGCACCUGGCAGGAGGACCAAAGAUGUGUAUGGUGAUCAAAACCCAGUGUGGUUGUUUGUGCUUGUGCCUACACAGUCCUGUCUCCUUGCUAUUCUUUGACUUUUCAAGGCAGUGGAAGUGACCCUGCCUUCCCUUGGUGCCUGGAACAAUUUAUUUUCCAAAAAGGCUGAGGAGUGUCCAGUCAGGCAGCACCUAACUGCAAAACCAGUUUCUUUCCCUAAGCUAUUUCCUUUCCUUAGGUGGAAUUUGGUGGAUUUCUGCAGGAUUCAGAGCAGACAUGUGACCCACCACCUGAGUCAGGAGUGGGUAAUUCUGCUCUGUGGGCAGGAUGAAAUGGUUUUACAUCCUUUCCCUGUAUCAUCCCUUCAGUCACCAGGCAGCCUGCACAGUGCUGCACAGUGAGCUGAGGGAGGGCAGAUGUUGCCUUCUUAGUAGCUCCAUACCCAGCUACCAACACCAGUGAGGGAAUUAAAAAAUAACACCACUUUUAAUUGCAAUUAUUUUCUCCAUGCAAACUGAUCUAGUGAAAAGCAUAGUGUUCAUGGCUAAUGGCAGCAAAAUGAUUGCUUAAAAAAGCUAGCUAAUAAAAUAGUUUGUACCACAAAGGGAUCCCAAGACCCAAAAAAUCCUUACAGGCUUUUUCUCAAACUACUUUACCUUCAGUCCAACAUAAAUAUUUACUUCACUUUUAAGAUCUACCUUUUAUCUCCUGUUUUCAAGGAGCACCUUUCCAAGCUGCACAUGCUGCUAAUGCUGUAUUUUAGUCUGUCAGUUUUGUCAGUGCCUUUCUAAAAUCAGUGGUGUUCUUUAUUCUGAAGGAGAUCAUCAGAAACUACUUUGCUUCUCACAGGCAGGAGCAAUGCAAAUUUCUUCACUGCUUUUCUUGAUAAAUAAUUUUAGUACUAUGUAAAUAUUAAGGUGCUGUAUCUCUGAAGCAAAGAGAUAACCCAAGCAGGAUGAAAAGCACAAUAAACUUCCUGAGCUUUUGUGUGUCUUGUUAGAAGACUUCAGUUGUUAAUUUUUAAAAUAAUUUUAGGUGUUUGCCAAGUAUUGUGAAGUAACACCUGUAACCAGGUGCCAGAUUCUCCAGAUGAAUCUUCUUUGCAAAGCAAGAGUAGUUGGCUCGCAGACAUUUCUACAUUUACAAACAUCAAGGAGGAAAUGGCACAUUGCUAGCCAAAGAUCACUGCUUUUCUUAGCAAUUGUUGGCCUUUUUCCAAUGCCUUUCUCUGAAGGCUCUUGGAGAUUUUGGCAAACUUCAGUAAAGCCUGUCACAAACCUUAGUAAAGCCCAGAACAUUCUUGUAAGAUAGGUAUUGGUAUGGUAUAUUUGUAGCUCUGUGUCUCAGCUUUAAAGUGGUCUUACUACAAACUCUGAAAUAAUUUUAUUUACUCCACUCUGCAAAUCUAAGACUGGAGUUUGAUUACUGUGGUUCCAUUAAAAUCAGAUUUUCUGUAGAAAGAAGAUCCAGGGCUUCCCUGAGGAGCUUGCCUGUUAAUUGCAGCAGGGAUACAUUUGCCAAAUGUGUCCCUGUUAGGAUCUUACCUUCAUUGCACCACAUCACUGUUGUCUCUAAAUUGUGGGGAUUGUUUUUUAAAGGGCAUAUCCUUUUUCCUGUUAGAAUGGUUGAGCUACAAAGCUUCUGUAGUCUGGGCAGAGAAGAUGAUGGUUGUGCAUCAAAGAGAACUUGGGGAUUAUUACAAAAUUCUGUCACAAUAAUAAAAUAAAUUGAUGAAGUGAACCUCACGGGCGAGCUGUGCACAGGGAAGGUGCUUAGCAAAAUCUCCUUUUGAAAACAAUUCCCUGCUCUUACAGAAGCAAAAAGUGACAGUACUUGAGCUCAUUGGACAGUACUGUCAAUGAGUGGCUGCCUGAUACUGUUCCUCCAGUGGGGAGGAGGUGGGGACUCUGGCUCUGUCCUUAUCCAGCAGUGGCUGUAGAGCUGGGUCUUUUUGGGGAAAAACUGAGCAGGAUUUGGCCUGCUGAGAGGAAUCACCUGCACCUCCCUCUGCGUCCCUGCUGUGAAUCUCCUGUAAAUGACCACAGAACUGGAUGAAUAAGCCCAACACGUCUGCUGGUUUCAGUGCAAGCACGCUUGGCAAAGACACCUCUAAAGAAGCCCAAACUGGAGGCUGAUGCAGUCUGACACAGAACUGUAGGGCAGGCUUUCUGCAAAAAGCUCUCUCCUCACAUUAGAAAAUGUGGCAUUGCAUUAUCAAGCUUGGAGAAAUGCAAGGAAAAACAGAUCCUGAAGUCUCAAAGAAAGUAGUUUUUGGAAUUUAAUUUUUAAUACUUACAGCACAUGGAAAGUGAGUGUCAUAGCAGGGGUUUGUGUCUGACAAGUGUGUGUGCCACAAAGAAAGGAACACCCUAUUUCAGAGUGAGAUUUUGCUACAUGGAAUGCCUGACCCAUUCUCCCGUGUUCUAAAGAGAAGCCUAGGAACAGUAGGGCAUCUAUGACAACGAAAAAGGUACGGCCUUCAUAAUUUCAUAAGCAGCAGGUAUUGCCUGAGUUGAAUGAGGGGAGGGAAGUCCAACAUGUUUACAAACACCACUCAGAAAAGGGAAGCUGCUCUCAAGAAAAUUUAAAUUGUUUUUAAAUAUUGGUGCCUUUGAAAAACUAUAUGUUAGUUUUUACUAGACAAAAUACACCUGUAAUUUUAUUUAAAUAAAAUUGAUGUAUUAAUGUAAGACAUCUGUCAUGUUUUCAGGGAAAAAAAUAUAACCAUUUAUGGGACAGGAUGGGGUGGGAUAAACAGGUUACUCUCAUAACACAUCCAGACAUUUGAACAAGGUGCACUUUAAUUCAAGAAAGGUCAGUACUACCUUGUCAUCAGAAACUGUGAUGUGUGUUCUAUUUAAAUUACUUAAAGGUAUUAUUUAAAUUAUUUUUUUCCUUUGUAACUAAACAUAGCAUGAAUGAAGAGCAAAUAUGACAGCAAGGAAUUUGUAUCCUCCAGGUUCACUCAUCCUUAAAACUUAGGCACUAAAACACUUCAGUGGAUCAAGUACCUUAAUCAGGUACUCUUCCCCAAAAUGUUUCAGUUCCUCCAAACAGCAGUUGCGGUAGGAGUUGCUGGUACAAAAGUUGGUGGAAGAAAACAGAACAGCUUUUUAUCCAAAACGAUCUCCAGUGUGUGCAGUAGUGGAAGGGAGCCUGACUCCCAAGAACUAAGUAACUGUUAAACGGGAGAAAAACAACUAGAAAACUGCCAGAAAAUUUGUCCUUAAAAUCUAUUCUAGGUACAAUAUAUGCUUGCUCAAAAUAGUUGUCAAAUAAGGAAUAACUUGUCCUCAGAUGACUUUUUUUGAACACUAAUUUCUACCUCUUUGCUAGGUAACUGUUGCAGUUCAUGGAUCUCUAUAUUUGAUACGUUUCUUAGAAUGAAAAUACAUUUAGAGAAGUAGAUGAAAACCAUAAUUAUAAAUACUACAGCAAUACUAAGUAAUUUAGCUUAGAAAGGAAGCUCUCACCUAUAGACUUCUGCCAUUUACUGACAAAACAGUCUGCUAGAGAUGGCAGUUCAGAGGUCAAUGCAAGGGUGCAAUAAAGGCCUGAAAUUGGAGCAGAAAUGGUUUUGCCUGUAUGCUGUGGUUAGGAGCCACUGCCUCCCUGAGGAGAAGGAAGAAAUGGAAAACAGGCUGCAGAUCCAUACAGCUGAACAGCAAUUAAGCAACAAGAAAUCACUCCCAGCACUCUGAAGAGCAUGGGAGGGGCAGCUGUGUUCAUGGUACACAGCAUUCCAGCCUCCUGCCUCCGGUGUAAUUUACCAGGGGUAAGGUUCUCAGACACAUGGUGGGAUUUUUAUGGCUCCUGUGCCACAGGAAACAGCAGUGCCAAUCUUCCAGUAGGAGUGACAGUAGGAGGGAAAGCUUGCACUGCUUUGCUGGAAUUUUACUGGUUUGUGACUGACUCAGAUGCAGUUGACACAUUAAAAAAAGUCAAAGAUGGUGUUUACUGCUGGCACCAUGCUUUGUGCACACUUGAAAACAAAAAAGAAAGGAAAUAAGAAACAUCUGGCUCUAAUUAAGGCUUAAAAGAAAUGAAGGAAAGCAGAAGAAACAUAUCCUGUCACUCAAGAGCGAUUUUAUCUCCCUGCAGCUGCAUCACACAUACGAAUUUGCAAGUGUUAAGGUUCCCUUUCAG